GUAUUUUUUUGUUCGCUGGAAUCGGACGUGUUUUCUUUUCGCUGUGCAAAGUCUAUUUAUACCGCGUCGCGACCGUCAGUGAAUAACAAAUAGUGCAAAAGCACAUUAAAAGAAAACUGUAUUUCGUGCUACACAAAUUGAAUGUGUAAAAAUAAACCCUAAUAAGUAGCUAUGAGUGGGGAAAUUUAUCAGAUAGAGACGCGCCGGCGUUCGCGCUCCAAGACGCCAUUUCUGCGCUCCAGCUGCGAUCAUGAGAAUUGCGAGCAUGCCGGCGAGGAGGGGCAUGUGCAUCACAAGAAGAAGAAGCCAUCGAUGGCACCAAAUGUGCAAACUAUUGUGGAGGAGCACGUGGUGGAAACCCACACGAGCAGCAGCAGCACCAUCAAUCGGAAUAGCAAUAAUAAAGCGACACGCUCGAAGGGAUUCGCUCAGCUAACGUCGGAUUAUUCAAGUGAUUAUGACACGCCCGAGGGCAAGCGUAAAGGAGCAGCAAGCUCAACCAAGUCCACGGUGACCACGAUGUUCACCAACACCAGCAAGAGAUUGGGCAAUGCUCUCAGCAGUUUGACAGCUGCCACUUCAACACCGCGUAGUCAAUUGGAGACCACACAAAAUGUGCUCAACUCGGCCCAGGAACAGAGGAGCAGCAAACGGUCAAAUGGCGAUGCCAAUUUAAGCCAAGAUCACAUUGCCUACAUUGAGUACAGAGACGCGGGUGAAUACUGGAACAAAACGCCGAAAACGGAUUAUACCUACUCGGAACUGUCGCCGCAUCGUCGUCAACUGGCACCUGGCAUUGUGGCCAUGCCGAAUAUGUCACGUCGCAGUCUGGCGAAUCACGACGAACGUGUGGAAUUCAUGGUACAACAGAAUCCCGCACAGGAGGAGUUCAUUCGUCGUCGUUAUCAGGCGAAGCUCACGCAUUUGAAUUACGAUUCCAGCGAUGAGGUGGACAUUACGCAUUUUGGCCAACAGCAAAAGCAAAGCUGGUGGCUUCUGCGAUUCAUUAGCUUCAUUGUGAGCAAUGUGAGCAGCACUUGGACACGUCUUACCAGCAUUUCGAAUACAGAAACCAAUGCAUAUCACAACUACUAUGCCAAUCAGCAGCGUCAACAACAACAUGGAAUCUUGGCCAGCAGUCUGUUGAGUCUUUAUCGUUACCUGUACGUGGGCAUUGCAUCGGUGCUCAGUCUGGACACUUGGCUAUUGAAAUCGGGCAAUACGGAGAACAAGUCGAAGAAACGUUUUCUCAUCUUUUUGCUUAUACUUUUGCCAUUGCUAUUGCUAGCGGCUUGGCAGCAGUUGCCGCAGGAUCAGCGAUUGGCGUAUGUGCAACGGACGGAGGCAUUGUUGCCACUGCCUCUGACAUUGCUUGCCACACUGCGUGGGCAGCUGUCGCAGGCUGGAGCUGCCUUUAAGUCAUUGGUGCAACCUCCCACCGUUGAGCAGCCACAAGAGGCAGCUGCCAUCAAGUUGCAGAUGGAGCAGAUGCAACAGAAUAUGCAAAAGUCGCUGACGCCGGAGGAAUAUGAGAAUAUAUUGAAUCAUGUAAACAGCUACGUGCAACAGCUGGUGGCAUUAAAGUUGCAACAGCAACACGAGACGCAACAGCAACAAUUGUCACAGAAACAAAUUCAAAUUAUUGUCCAACUGAUGCGAGAGAAUCUUCAACAAUUUGCGGCACAAACGACGCAGUUCAGCGAACAACAGUUGGCGGAUCUCGCGUUGCAGUUGAAGCUGCAGUUGCAACAGUCGGGCGAGUGGCAGGCACAACAGCAGGUGACCCUAACCGAGGCACAGCUGGAGGAGAUUACACGCUUGAUCAAGGCGGAGGUUAAACUAGAAGAUACCCACUACACACUCUUGCUGGAGACGAUUGAUUUGUCGGCGCUGCUGAGGCGCCUGCUUGGCGCGUCGGAAAUGAGGGAAUUUGUAGAUGCCCGCAUCGCUUUGGCGCUGCAGCAGCAGGUGGAGGGAUCUGCCCAAUCUGUGGAUGAGCAGCAAAUAGAUCAUUUGAACCGGGAGAUAGCAUUCAUCAAGCUGGCGCUUUCGAACAAGCAUGCAGAGAACGCGGAUCUGCAGCAAUCCAUAAGCAGUCUGAAACUCACACAGGACGACCUCCUGACACGCAUGCAACAGCACGAGCUGUCCCAGGAUCAGCGUUUUAGCGGACUUCUGGCCGAGAUUGAGAUCAAAUUGCAGGCAUUGAAUGACUCGCAAUUUGUGCUGCUCAACAAACAGGUGAAGCUCACGCUGGUGGAGAUUCUGGGCUUUAAACGAGAGUCGUCGGAUGCAUCCUUGGAUGACUUGGAUCUGCAGAAUUGGGUGCGCAGCGUGUUUGUGGCCAAGGAUUAUCUGGAGCAGCAGCUGCUCGAGCUGAACAAGCGGACGGACAACAACAUACGCGAGGAGAUCGAACGCUCCAGCAUUGUGCUGAUGAGCGACAUCAGCGAGCGUCUCAAGCGGGAAAUUCUGCUCGCCGUGGAGGCCAAGCACAAUGAGAGCAGCCAGGCGGAGAAGUUGCAGGUGCAGGAGGAGCAGGUGCGCGGCAUAGUCAAGUCCGUGCUAGCCAUUUAUGAUGCCGAUAAAACGGGACUCGUUGAUUUCGCUCUGGAAUCGGCGGGUGGACAGAUUUUGUCGACACGUUGCACGGAAAGCUAUCAGACGAAGUCGGCACAGAUCUCUGUCUUUGGCAUACCUCUCUGGUAUCCGAGCAAUACGCCCAGGGUUGCCAUCUCUCCCAAUGUACAGCCCGGCGAGUGCUGGGCCUUUCAGGGAUUCCCCGGUUUUCUUGUGCUGAAACUUAAUUCCAUGGUCUAUGUUACGGGAUUUACGUUGGAGCACAUCUCCAAGAGUCUGUCACCCACAGGACGCAUUGACUCUGCGCCGCGCAAUUUCACGGUCUGGGGUCUCGACCAUGAAAAGGAUCAGGAACCUGUGCUCUUUGGUGAGUAUGAGUAUCAGGAUAAUAAUGCGGCUCUGCAAUACUUUGUCGUCCAAAAUGUGGACAUCAAGCGGCCCUACGAGAUUGUCGAGCUGCGCAUUGAGACGAAUCAUGGCCAGCCGGAUUAUACGUGUUUAUAUCGUUUCCGUGUGCAUGGCAAGCCGCCAGCCUCAUAGAGAUUGUCCCCUCUGAUCUCUCAGGACUCUUCAACUAUAUACUGUAUACUGUAUACUGCAUAGUCAUAAGUCUGGUGUACAUAAAUGAUGUCAGUGCCUUAAAAAGGAACAAAUGGAGGAACAACAACUACUUACAGCAAAACUAUGCUAAUGAAAUGAUUAGGCUAUAGCAAUUAAGAGUCUAUAUUGUAAAAAUUAAUUGGGCAUAGAUUGAUAAGUAGAAUUUGUAUAUACUUAAAUAGCUUAGAGUUAAAUGAUCCUAUCUAAACUAUUGUGUCCUAUAUUAUUUAUUAAGUCUUUAACCCCCAAGCACAAUGCGAAGAGAAAAUAAGUUGCAAGUUAAUUUUAAAUUGUUCUUUUGCCAUUUUUGUAUAACGUUUUAAACUAUAACUAUAAAUAGUCAUAGGCAUAAAACUAACUAACUUAACUAAGCCAUAUGCUUGCUAUAUAGUUAAUAAACUAAGUUAAACUUAAGUUCAAUUUAUGAUUUAUUUAUACUUGGAAUCACAAUAGGAAAAAAUUAAAAAAAUCUACUGAAUUACUGAAAUAAUUAGAUAUAAAUAUAUAUCUCGAUUUGAUUGCAAUUAAACAUAUCUCGAACCAACACACAAACUAAGUUUAGCAAGUCAACCCAAAAAUAGUUAACUAAUUAGUUGUACUAACUAAAUGCUAUUGUUGUUACACGAUAAGUUUAAAAUUGAUAUCCUAUUUUUGCUACUUUUGUAAUAAUGCUAUAAACAGAAUAGCUUAGAGUUACAAUUUAACUGAAAAGCAUGUGAAAUGAAUAUGAAUGUAAACAAUUUUGUAUAAGUUACCGUUUCUACGUCCACUUUUUGCAGUUCUUUUUCUGAAUUUUGAAAUAAAUGCGUUGCACAAAAGAAA
Messenger RNA from Drosophila innubila, 4002 nucleotides. RefSeq lists its product as uncharacterized. The transcript is spliced from 7 exons. Gene Ontology annotation, biological process: nuclear envelope organization. Gene Ontology annotation, molecular function: protein-membrane adaptor activity. NCBI's taxonomy places the organism in Eukaryota, Metazoa, Arthropoda, Insecta, Diptera, Drosophilidae. Gene Ontology annotation, cellular component: nuclear envelope; meiotic nuclear membrane microtubule tethering complex. The coding region runs from base 172 to 3120 and encodes 982 amino acids. The record is from RefSeq and is a predicted model, not a curated record.